Paramecium sonneborni is the source of this 531-nucleotide messenger RNA. Lineage: Eukaryota; Ciliophora; Oligohymenophorea; Peniculida; Parameciidae. The record is from the annotation of a GenBank genome assembly.
AUGGAUUAAAUUUCUGAAAGGAGAAGACAAAAAAUAGAAUCAAGAAUGAGUGAAUAAGAUUUAAAAGAAGCUCAAUAAAUGGAAUAAGCAGAAAGUUAAGAAAGCUAAUAUAAACUAAUUUAAUAAAUAAAAGUCAAAUAAUCUGAAUAUAAUAGAGGAACUAUUUAUGUUGCUAUUUUAGUUUCUUUUAUUACAGCAUUAUUUCAAUUAACAGGUACUGUCAUAUUCUAUUUAGGCUCAAAACCUUAAUUAGGAUAAAUAUGGUUUACUGCUCAAUUGAUAUUACUUAUAAUUCAUUAUUAAUCAACUAAAAAGUUAGAUUAAAGAUGUAAUUUCUACAUUUAUAAUUAAUUAGUAAAUAAUGAUGAAUUAUCAUCAACUUUAAAAUCAUUAAUUGGAAACAAUUAAUUUAUUUUGAGCAUUCUUAAAUACAUUUAAAUGGCCAUGACAUUUUUUAGUUACUUCAAGAAUGUUGUGAUUGGUUUAGCUAUAUCAUAAAUAGUGUUUGUGUUAAUUGUUACAAUGGUAUGA